CUGACAACGUAGCCUUACGGGGAGUUUGAACGAACUGCUAAGUUGCCAACGUCACCGUAUCACUCAUUGAAUAGAGUCGGACUUUUAAGAACUGUCAAAUUCAAGUUCUUCCUAAUUCCUUCUUGUUUUUGUUUAAAUUACUACAUUCAGAAGCCUGUGCGAUGGGUGGUCUUCUCAGUUAUUUUCGUAGCUUAAUCGGUAGCCGAGAAAUGAGGAUCUUGAUUUUGGGACUUGAUGGUGCGGGGAAAACUACUAUUCUUUACAGGUUACAAGUCGGGGAAGUUGUGACCACCAUUCCCACAAUUGGUUUCAAUGUUGAGCAGGUCACUUAUAAAAACUUGAAAUUUCAAGUCUGGGAUCUUGGAGGGCAAACAAGCAUAAGACCCUAUUGGAGGUGUUACUAUUCCAACACUGACGCCAUUAUUUAUGUUGUUGACUCUGUUGAUAAGGACAGAAUAGGAAUAUCUAAACAAGAACUUGUUUCAAUGCUAGAGGAAGAGGAACUGAAAGGAGCUAUCCUAGCAGUCCUUGCAAAUAAACAGGAUAUGGAAGGUGCCAUGAGUGUAGCAGAAGUGCAUCAAGCCUUAGGUUUAGACUUGCUCAGGAACAGAACUUUUCAGAUAUUCAAAACUUCUGCAAUCAAAGGAGAAGGGUUGGACCAAGCAAUGGAUUGGCUAUCCAAUGCACUGCAGAGCCGUAAAUAACGCUCUUCGCUUUUUCUCUACCAUGUAAAUGCUUUGGUUCCCUAAUUUUCUCUUAGUUGUUACUUUUUAAAACGGUUUGUUCGCCUCUUCACCAUUAGCGGGUGGUGGGCCUCGAAUUUGCGAGCAUGUUUGUGUGCUAAAUUACAUUUUCAGAGAUGAUUGAAUCCUUAUUGUUCAUCUUGAAGUUUGUGAGAGUCAAUGUGUUCUCAUCAUGUUCCAUUUCUAUCCAUCCUCAACCUCUAAUAUAGAUCCAGUUCAAAAGAGUAAUUUGUUUUUUUCUGGUUUGUGCAAAAAAAUCUUUUGGCAACCUGAAGAUCCCUACGAAAUCAUGCUUGAAUAAAUUAUGUACAUGCUAAUGGAAACAAAAAUAAAUGUUUGAAUUUUG
Daphnia pulex (common water flea) is the source of this 1089-nucleotide messenger RNA. It is a transcript of the gene Arl1, whose product is annotated as ADP-ribosylation factor-like protein 1. Gene Ontology annotation, biological process: intracellular protein transport; vesicle-mediated transport. Lineage: Eukaryota; Metazoa; Arthropoda; Branchiopoda; Diplostraca; Daphniidae. The record is from RefSeq and is a predicted model, not a curated record. Gene Ontology annotation, molecular function: GTP binding; GTPase activity. The transcript is spliced from 5 exons. Gene Ontology annotation, cellular component: Golgi apparatus; cytoplasm. Bases 162 to 704 code for a protein of 180 amino acids.